AUGGUGCGAGGAAAGCAAGUUUCAAGAAGACUGCAGAUCGGAGAAGAAAAACGCAGUCGCAGUGAAUGGUUCAGGACGGGUGAUAUUGGCUUUUGGACAGAAAGCGGAUCGCUGCAAGUUGUGGGCAAAUGUCACAAUGUGUUUCAACUAGCUGAUGGACGGUUCGUAUCACCAGAGAAGAUCGAAACAAUCUACUCAGGAUCACCAAUGGUCAAAUCGGUUUAUCUACAUGGUAUGGCAAACGCUCGAUUCGCUAUCUGCUUAGCCGUGGCCGAAGUCGAUGAAAUACGUGAAGAGGGGAAAAGAAUUGGAGUGAUCAAUGAAAAUGAUUUCACUUCAAGGCAACCACAAAAGAGCCAGAGAGAGUCAACAGCCGAGGAGUUAUGUCGUAACUUGAAGGUUCGUCGAAUGGUACUUUCCAGACUGAACAGCAUAGGCGAAAGAAAAGGUUUGGAAACAUUUGAGAUGGCAAAAUCAAUACUACUGGUGACUGAAGAAAUGACUAUAGAGAACGGGCUGUUGACAGUGGGCUAUCAGUUGGCCCGUGACAAUAUUCGAAGUCAUUACCAGAAACAAAUUGACGAACUUUAUGCAGAAGGCGAAUUAAUGCAUAUGUAA
Molecule: messenger RNA, 618 nt
Organism: Echinostoma caproni
Lineage: Eukaryota; Metazoa; Platyhelminthes; Trematoda; Plagiorchiida; Echinostomatidae
Source: the annotation of a GenBank genome assembly